AUGGAAGCAAUUGCCUACAGCAACCAAGCAUUCCGCUUCAACGACAUGCUGCAGACCGGGAUGACUUAUGACUUUAUUUCCGUCGGGUUCAACCCCACGGAAAUGCUAGAUGGACAUGUUUGCGGCGUCCUCGUCAACACGUUCGAGUGGCUAGAGGCGAGGGCGCUGCGCACGCUCAAGGACGGCUCGUGCAUCCCCGCUGCCAUGCCGCCGGUGUACCCCGUCGGCCCAAUGGUUGCCGGCUGCGGAGGAGGGGACAGGGAGCACGAGUGCCUUGCAUGGCUGGACGGGCAGCCGGAGAAGAGCGUGGUGUUUCUCUGCUUUGGGAGCAGGGGCUGCUUCCCCAAGAAGCAGCUUGAGGAGAUCGCCAUGGGGCUGGAGAGGUCCGGGAAGAGAUUCCUGUGGGUGGUGUCCAGCUCAUCUGAAGAUCAACUACAGGACCUCCUGCCCGAGGGAUUCCUGGAGAAGACCGACGGCAGAGGGUUCGUGAUCAAGUCGUGGGCGCCACAGCCGGAGGUGCUGCAGCACCGGGCGACAGGCGCAUUCUUGACGCACUGCGGGUGGAACUCGGCCCUGGAGGGGAUCGUUGCUGGGCUGCCCCUCAUCUGCUGGCCGCUCUACGCAGAGCAGAGGCUGAACAAGGUGUUCAUCGUGGAGGAGCUGAUGGCCGGCGUGGAGAUGGCAGGGUACGACGGCGAGCUGGUCCCGGCCGCGGAGGUGGAGUCCAAGGUUAGGUUGGUGAUGGAGUCGCCGGGCGGACAGGCGCUACGGGAGCGAGCCAUGGAAGCCAAGGAGAGGGCCGCACGGGCGGCACAGCAAGGUGGAGCAUCCGACGUUGCUUUUGCCGAGUUCCUCGCGCACUUGGAAAGUGUUGUUCGUGGCCAUUAACGUGCGAACUUUCUUUGUUCCAAGUUCCUUGUCUAUCUACUCCCUCCAUCCGCAUCCGCAAAUAAAUAUACAUUUAGCUUUUGUCAACUCAAAUUUUUAACCAACUUUAUAGGAAAGAUAUCACUAGAUUCAUUUUAAAAUGUAGUUGCAUAAUAUAC
Molecule: messenger RNA, 1046 nt
Organism: Triticum dicoccoides
Lineage: Eukaryota; Viridiplantae; Streptophyta; Magnoliopsida; Poales; Poaceae
Product: anthocyanidin 5,3-O-glucosyltransferase-like
Exons: 2
Coding region: 1-888 (295 amino acids)
Molecular function (GO): UDP-glucosyltransferase activity
Source: RefSeq, a predicted model, not a curated record